AUGGCCCCAACACUGCACAGAAAAUUGUUUGACAAAACUCCACAGCGCACAGACGAUGAGAGGCUUCCCCCUCCAACCCAGAGCUCCAAAAGUUCAGAGACACUUGUGACUGAGGGUUCUGAUACUGAUAUCUAUAAGAAACCCUCGAGUGCCGAAGAAAAGGGCCGCAACAAACUCGAUAUCAAGACCAGCUGCGUCCAGAUUUGCCCUCAUGAAACACUAACAUUCGAACGCAUGAAGCGGAUUGUCCACCUGCCAUACUUCAGGUACAGCGGAGACAAGGUUGAUGGAUUUACUAACGGCUUUGGUCCCUACCAUGUGUCGUCAGUGGUGGGAAAUCACCUGUGCAAGCCACAUCCAAAUCGCUUUAGCUCUCUCAAAGCGAACAGCUUUUACAAAUACCAGCGGGGCUAUGAAGGAAGUUACGACGGUCUCUUGUUAUGCGUCCACUGGACGAUGAGUUUCGACGACCACAUGGAUGUUGCGAGUUCCGUUUCCGACUUUCAAAGGUUCUUAGACAUAUUGGACAUACGCCUCUGCCAGCACACGAAGAUGAGUGAUUCUAGGAUCGCCGCAAAACUUUAUAAACUUUGCGAUUCAAGUCGUAUGGCCCGGGACCCUGUGGAGGCCUAUGAGGAAGGGUAUCGUGGCUGCAUAACCGAGAGAUGUAAAGAAUGUCACACGACAUUCGAAACCUAUAAGGAGGGGGAGUUCCGCAUACGAGAAGCGGUGGUUGGCUCAAUGUGGUGA
Molecule: messenger RNA, 750 nt
Organism: Letharia lupina
Lineage: Eukaryota; Fungi; Ascomycota; Lecanoromycetes; Lecanorales; Parmeliaceae
Exons: 2
Coding region: 1-750 (249 amino acids)
Source: RefSeq, a predicted model, not a curated record